This is a messenger RNA of Morchella importuna, 567 nucleotides long. RefSeq lists its product as uncharacterized. The record is from RefSeq and is a predicted model, not a curated record. The transcript is spliced from 3 exons. NCBI's taxonomy places the organism in Eukaryota, Fungi, Ascomycota, Pezizomycetes, Pezizales, Morchellaceae. Bases 1 to 567 code for a protein of 188 amino acids.
AUGUCUCAAGAGGAACAGAUGCCUCAAGCAAUGGUUGAAUAUCCCCCCCGCCCAAUGGGCAACAGGGCGCGUUCCAAGUCUCUUUUUUCCGUCAUUCCUCUCUUCCAAACCUUUCUUCACAACGCUCGCCAGGAGCUUCUCACCAGCCAGAAUGACCUCACUGUGUCAUUCAGGCUUAGACGUGCGACGGCCUGCAAGCUCGCCUUCUAUCGUGCUAUGCUUCGUAGGCUACAAUACAACCCGAUAACCCGCAGCACCAGAGCUGGGCCCAAUAGCGGAGUGCCAGUCCUCAUCCCGUGGAUUCUCACCCAGAUCAGAAGGGAAAGGAGCAACCUAGUCAUAAACGAUGAAAAUCGUAGAUUGCUUCGUAGCAGCAUUGAGGAUCGAAGGGCCGACGUGGUGACUUUUCUGAGGCAGAUCGAGAUCGAGGCCGACUUGGACAAGGCAUGGAAGCUCAGGUACUCCGGAUUGAUUGAGGAGCAAAAGGAUGCAAUCAAUGACUCGUUCCAUCCCGCCACCAAGGGCGACAAUGCGAAUAACGCGGGCCCUUCGAACGCCCAAGCCUAG